This is a messenger RNA of Gymnogyps californianus (California condor), 1092 nucleotides long. RefSeq names its product olfactory receptor 52B2-like. The transcript has 2 exons. Gene Ontology annotation, biological process: G protein-coupled receptor signaling pathway. Lineage: Eukaryota; Metazoa; Chordata; Aves; Accipitriformes; Cathartidae. Gene Ontology annotation, molecular function: olfactory receptor activity; G protein-coupled receptor activity. The coding region runs from base 118 to 1092 and encodes 324 amino acids. The record is from RefSeq and is a predicted model, not a curated record. Gene Ontology annotation, cellular component: membrane.
UUCCGUGUCCCCGCGCUCACCGUGCUCUUCUUCCUGGGAGAAAACACUUAAAGGUUAAAUAUAUACUGGCCAUCGCUCGGUGAGGAGAAUCAGGCUGACACUGAGCACUGAAGCACCAUGUAUGAGCUCAACGAGAGCAGCUUCGAUCCUAUCACCUUCGUCCUGACGGGCAUCCCGGGCAUGGAGGACUCCCACACCUGGAUCUCCGUCCCCUUCUGUUUGAUGUACAUCACUGCGGUGUUUGGCAACUCUGUCCUCCUCUUCGUCAUCAUCACGGACAGGAGCCUCCACGAGCCCAUGUACCUCUUCCUCGCUAUGCUGGCUGUUGCUGACCUCAUGCUUUCGACCACGACGGUGCCCAAAAUGCUGGCGAUCUUCUGGUUCAGUGCCAGGGAAAUUUCCUUUGAUGCCUGCGUUACACAGAUGUUCUUCACCCAUUUCAGCUUCAUCGUGGAAUCGUCCGUCCUGCUGGCGAUGGCGUUCGACCGGUACGUGGCUGUCUGCGACCCGCUGCGGUACUCUUCAACCUUAACCCCCUCGGUGAUCGGGAAAAUAGCUGUGACUGCCGUUGUCCGGGGGUUCUGCAUCAUGUUCCCACCCAUCUUCCUCCUGAAGCGGCUGCCCUACUGCGGGCACAACGUCAUGCCCCACACCUACUGCGAGCACAUGGGCAUCGCCCGCCUGGCCUGUGCCGACAUAAAAGCCAACAUCUGGUACGGGCUGACAACGGUUCUUCUCUCCUCCGGCCUGGACGUCGUCCUCAUCGCUGUCUCUUAUGCUCUGAUCCUCAGGACGGUCUUUCGGCUCCCGUCCCCGGAGGCUCGUCUCAAAACCCUGAGCACCUGCGGCUCCCACCUCUGCGUGAUCCUCAUGUUCUACGUGCCUGCCUUUUUCUCCUUUCUCACGCACCGGUUUGGCCACCACAUCCCAAGUCAAGUGCACAUCCUCCUGGCCAACCUCUACGUCGUGGUCCCGCCGAUGCUCAACCCCAUCGUGUACGGGGUGAGGACAAGGCAGAUCCGGGAGCGCGUCGUCCGCCUCUUCUGCCCCGCGGGGGAGUGCCCCUGCCCCGGCUGGGGGAGCCGGUGCUGA